Messenger RNA from Aspergillus wentii DTO 134E9, 1559 nucleotides. RefSeq lists its product as uncharacterized. Lineage: Eukaryota; Fungi; Ascomycota; Eurotiomycetes; Eurotiales; Aspergillaceae. The record is from RefSeq and is a predicted model, not a curated record. The transcript has 2 exons. The coding region runs from base 396 to 1400 and encodes 334 amino acids.
AAUAAUUAAUGCCUACUUAUAGCCAUGACUGCAUAUUUACUGCUAUUACGCAUCUUGUCGCUAUCUUGAUGCUCAGAAAUGCUGCAUCCGAAAUUCCGUCGCUCUUCUUGCUUAACCUGUAACCUACGCACAAUCCCUGAAGCACCGCAAUCUGAUUCCUCAGUCGCCUUGGAACUCACUGUGAUACGUUAACUUACUCUGCAUUUCUUUUUCUUCGAUAUGAUCCGUUGGUUUCAAUUGUCGCUUAAUGGGUUUACCUCUCCGGCACUUCUCUAUAAGUACUCGGGACAAGACUUAUCGUGCUUAAUCCCCCGGUAUCAUUGCCAUUGCAUUUCCUCCUGUUAAUACCUCGAUCCCUCAUCUAGAUGCCUUAGCUUCCCCAGUUCGAAUUAUCCAUGGCCAGAACAAACCAGAAGAAGGCCGAAAAGGCUGCGGCGAAAAAGAAGACACCAAAAGCAGCCAAGGAUGCGACGCCGAUUAAAAGCAACAGACGUUCUCCUGUCAAAUGGGACCAUAGAAAGGACAAGAUCAUGCUGUUGGCUGUCCUGGAUUUGCAGAGGGUCACGGCGCCUGACUAUAAGCGAUUGGCCGAGAAGAUGGGCAAUGACUACACGCCCAGCUCUUUGAAGAGUCGUUACACCGCCAUCUACCUUGCCAGUCAAGAGGUAUUGGAGGAUCGCCAGGAAAGAACCGCGGAGCAGGAGGAGCUCAUGCGCGUAGAGAUUGUUAACGAGCGUCCCUCUACUGCCGCCGAGGAGGACAAAGAGUCUGAAGAGUCUGAAGACCCGGAAGCACCUUCAGAAGGCGCCUAUUCCCCCGAGCCUCCAACUUCUAGGGCUCCUAGGGCGCCCAGAGCGAUGCUGUCUCCGGACUUCGAGAUACUCGAAAGCCGACAGCACGACACUCGCUAUCGAGCAGACACUGCUGAUACCACCUCUGAUCGAUAUUCUUCACCGUCAGCAAGUAACCGCAGAACCUCCUUUUUAGGGGGAAAACUACCAGAACGCUCAUUGAAUUAUGAGCCUGGCCGGCGACAUCACGACCCGCCACUCACGCCGCGGUCUACUUCGCCUUCCAGACAAUAUGGGGGUAGCACACCCUUUCGAUCGGGCGAACCUCGGGGCCCUCAGGUUUCCGGUGGUGGUACACGGGAUUCUCCUCCACGAGACUCACGGGAAAGGCAUGAAAGACACGAGAGACGAUCGAGAUCUAGCGUGAGAAAGCCAAAUCUGCAAAAACCAUCGCGGCUGUCUUCGUCAAAUAGGGGCGUUGUUGGAGAUCGUUUACCCAGCGAUAAAAGGCAUUCUUCGAGGAACCAGAAUAAUCACUUUUAUCAUAGGGAUAGCCCACAUGAGGGCGCGGUCGGGCAGGAUGACCGGCAUUAUCGGCCUCGUCGCUGAUAUUUCUUGGGAAUGCUUCUGUCUUGGAGUCUAUUGUGGCUAUAUAGAAAAUGGGAUGUUUUGUACUCGCCUAGAAUAAUACCAUACUGUAGGUUUCUGUAGACCGUCGCGAUCGUACGCUUUUCGAAAGCGGCUGGCCUUGGUCGCAGCAUUCGUAGG